AUGAGUGUCUUGAGCUGCAUGAAGUACCUGAUGUUCAUCUUCAACGUGCUGGUGUUUGUUGGGGGGACAUGCCUGGCAGGCAUGGGAGUCUGGGUGGCCGUGGAUCCUGCUGGUUUCCAGGACAUCGUGGCUGCCAGGGCUGUGCUGAGCGCAGGCGCGUGGCUGCUGCUGGCCGUGGGCAUUGCCCUGUCCCUGUUGGGCUUCCUGGGCUGCUGCGGGGCCCUGCGCCGGAGCCGUCCACUCCUUCUGCUGUUCUUCAUCCUCGUCAGCCUCGUCUUCCUCACGCAGCUCAUUGGGGCCGUUCUCUUUCUGGUGCACUGGAAACAGGUCCAGCCCGAGCAAUUCCUGUCUGAGCUGCAGAGGAACUAUGGUGGGGAUGAGGGUGCUGAGAUCUUCUCCACAGCCUGGAAUACCCUCAUGGUCACGUUCUCGUGUUGUGGUGUUUUAGGACCCGAAGACUUUGGGAACGGCUCCCGCUUUCAGGAGCUGAACCCAGGGAUGCCAUGGCCACGGGCAUGCUGUGCCCGGGAUGGGCUUCUGCAGGCGGGAGAGGUCCUGGGCUGGGAGCAGUGCCAGGACAGAAGCCCUGGCUACAUCCACGAGCAGGGCUGCUUCUCUACCUUCGGCAGGACCCUGCAGAGGUACAUCUCCCUUCCUGGGACCUGCAGCUUAGCCGUGCUGGGCAUUGAGAUCUUUGCCAUGUUCUUCGCCUUCUGCCUUUACUACAACUUCGACUGA
This is a messenger RNA of Catharus ustulatus (Swainson's thrush), 738 nucleotides long. RefSeq names its product tetraspanin-18-like. NCBI's taxonomy places the organism in Eukaryota, Metazoa, Chordata, Aves, Passeriformes, Turdidae. The record is from RefSeq and is a predicted model, not a curated record. The transcript is spliced from 7 exons. Gene Ontology annotation, cellular component: membrane. Bases 1 to 738 code for a protein of 245 amino acids.